Sycon ciliatum is the source of this 2275-nucleotide messenger RNA. Its product is annotated as protein ABHD18-like. The coding region runs from base 315 to 1526 and encodes 403 amino acids. The transcript is spliced from 13 exons. Lineage: Eukaryota; Metazoa; Porifera; Calcarea; Leucosolenida; Sycettidae. The record is from RefSeq and is a predicted model, not a curated record.
UCGAGUUUCAGAUAUUCAAACUGCGAGAGAAUGACUCAAUGGAAAAUUGAUCUUUGGCUGUGCCUGUACUAAUACUAGCAAAAGUAUAAUUAUAACCCAUACUCUUACUGUUAGUCAUAAGACUGCGCUUUUCAUUCUGUUUCAUUACGCUAUUGAUAAUAGCGAAAGAUCGUUCUGCAUUGACGAACAAAGUAUUAGUUUAGUGAUCACCACAUGGCUUUCGAAUUAUGGCCAAUGUAAUUCUGCAGUAUUCUGGCCGGAUCAGAUGACGCACUAAUUGUACGUAGAGGAGAGGCCUGACUUCGACUUUCAUCAUGGUGUCUCUGUCCAUGGAUCAGCUGCUGCGCAAAGUGGUCUUCACGAAAUUCUUUACAAAUGGAUGGGGCCCCGAACAUCAGCUACUUCAAUUCAUAAAGUUCCGGCGUGUCCUUGGUAACAGAUUGGAGUGUGCAUCACGUGUUAAAGACGAUACACCCAUCAUCAUUGAAAAGGUGCAAAAUCGCUCAGACCAUACCAUCACGUCUGGUCAUUUCCUGUCUCCUAUUGUUCACAUUGCUGAAGGUAUCUUGCCAAAGGAGAGUGAAAAUUGCCACUUUGAGCUUAUCACUCCCAAACAGUGGCCAUCAAGCAGUCGUCAGCCAGUUUGUAUUCACUUAGCUGGAACCGGUGAUCAUGGUACAUUGUGGCGGCGCCAGCAACUAGCAUACCCACUGCUGAAGAAAGGCAUUGGCUCAAUCAUCGUGGAGAACCCAUUCUAUGGAGUUCGCAAACCUCCCGGCCAAUUGCGGUCAGGUCUUCUUCAUGUAAAUGAUCUGUUUGUACUUGGUGGAACGUUGACAGUGGAGUCGCUAGUGCUGCUGCGGCAUUGUGAACGGCUGGGUUACGGUCCACUCGGUGUUAGUGGUAUAUCUCUAGGAGGGCAUAAUGCAGCAUUAGCUGGUCUGAUGUGGCACAAGCCUCUUGUUAUCGUUCCGUGUUUAAACGGUCUCUCCGGUGCCUCCAUCUUCACUCAGGGUGUGCUGGCCAGAGCUUGUAAAUGGUCCAAAUUAGAAGAAGAUUUGCAGUCGUAUCGCUUGCGUGGUAUUCAGCACCUGGCUGCUCAUCUUAUGCAGCAAGUGGAUGGUGUUCAGCUGCGAUCAGAGACCGGGUUUGAGUACGAUGACAGUGCAAAUCCACACAGCAACAUUAGCGUACCGGCUCACUUUGAAAUUCCGUCUCAUCUCCACAACCCCGACAUUGCGCAGCUGAGGCAGAGUUUCGGCGAUAGCUUUGAUUUCAUGCGCUGGUUGAUGGAUGAAGUGUCGCACCUUCAGCGUAUGCAAGUGCCCGUCAGUGGCUCCCGUAUUAUCAAUGUCUUAGCCAAGGAUGACGAGUAUAUACCACGCUAUCCCGGUCAACUUUCUGACAUCUGGAAUGACUGUGAGACAAGAUAUACAUCUGGUGGCCAUGUAUCCUCAUGCAUCUUGAAGUUGGACGAGUUCAGGAAAGCCAUUUCAGAUGCGUUUGACAGUUUUGAUGGCUCUUGAUGGUCACCACUACACAUCAAUGACAAUGGUCAUGUUUAGCGUCUGUAAGUUGCUUGCUUCCAUGGGCACAUCAAUACUGGAAGUAUAUGACAGACAGACCCCUAUUGCUGCAGGAAAACUGGCCAGGCCCUGCUCUACCACCACAGGCCAUGCCUUGCUACCUCAGCCAUGCCGUGCUGUGCUUGACUACCUCAAGACCAGCUCGUGUACUUGGUGCCGUACGCAAGGAUAUGGAGUUGAAAUGUGUGAUUGCAGGCGCUCCUGCACUGCAGCCUAGCCUGGGUUAUCAAUAUUCUUAUGUAGUUGCCAGCAUUGCCAGCAACUUGAGAGGGCAGUUGAGAAGUCUAAAUGGAUAUUUGAACUUGGACCUCUGACUGUUUUUGUAUGCCAGCAAAUAGCGGCAAUGAGAAAUUUUAGCGCCUACUGGUACACAUGUUGUCUACUGGUACACUCAUGUUUUCUAAUUUACCCAACUGUACUGUCAAGAGUAUUCUAAAUUUGAUCAGUGCCGUAGCUACCAUUAAUAGUUAUUACAACAUUUCUCUUUUUAUUUAUUUUCAAAUCUUAACUUUAACCUACCAGCCCUAUGCAUACUGCGUGUACUUGGCUGUAUAGCCUAGCUGUGUCAAAUUUAGAAAACAGUCGGUACUGAAGAUGACAGUAGUACUUCAACUACGUGUAACAUAUUUAAAAUCCAGUUUAUCUCCAUCGUGAUACAUGAUGUGGUACAAGUCUGUCAAAUCAGCUUA